AUGCCAGUCAAAGCAGCUUUCGUUGGGGCGACUGGGGCAACUCUCAGUCAUGUCCUUGCCUGGACACUAAUGGCUGGUCACAAAGCUGCAGCACUCGUUCGAGAUGCCAACAAGUUGAGGAAAAUGCUCAUCUCGUAUGACGUCCCCGAGUCCGUCAUCGACACAAACCUCGCCAUCGUAGAGGGUCCAUCUUCCCGCUCUGUACAUGCAUGUGUUGAGCUUCUCCAUCACGAUCCCGAAAUCAUCUUCAGUGGAAUCACUGCUUUGCCCAAAUUUCAACUAAACCCAUUCAAACCCGUCUCAAUGCAAGACCUCACGAUCACGGGAGACUCAGCCGCUGUGGUUAUUGAGGCAUUGCGUCAACUCAAGAAUGCGGGGGCGAUCGAUAAUAGGCCUGUCUUUGUUCCCAUCUCUUCGACUGGGCAAGGCAUCAAACGCGACCAGCCUUUGGUCAUGAUCCCACUGUACAUCUGGCUCUUGCGCGUGCCCCAAGCUGAUACUACGGCUAUGGAGAAGGUCAUCAGGAAGUGCGCAACAGAGCCAGGAUCGCCACUCGCAGGGUACGUUAUGGUAAGACCACCUCUGCUGACUGAUGGCCCAAAGAAAGGUCUUGAGAGCCUCAGGGUGGGCUGGACCGUUGAGGAUGCUGGCCUAGUUGAAGGUGCCGUUCAGGAGCCAGGAGUUACCGUAGGUUAUACGGUUAGCAGGUUGGAUUUGGCGAACUGGAUGUUCGAAGAGCUUGUUCAAGGAAACAUUAUGGCGUGGAAGGGGAAGUGUGUGACAGUUACAUAUUAG
Colletotrichum gloeosporioides is the source of this 795-nucleotide messenger RNA. RefSeq lists its product as uncharacterized. The transcript is spliced from 2 exons. NCBI's taxonomy places the organism in Eukaryota, Fungi, Ascomycota, Sordariomycetes, Glomerellales, Glomerellaceae. The record is from RefSeq and is a predicted model, not a curated record. Bases 1 to 795 code for a protein of 264 amino acids.